CAUGCUGACCUCACACCGUAAGUCGUCUUGUAGUGUCGCAAAACUGCUGUCCAUGUGAUGCUACAAGCUGCAGUCGGCUACUUGGGAAGCUGGUGUGUGCGUGUGAAGGUGCAGGGUAGACUUUAGUGUUAUAGCAGACUAAACCCAGUGUACCAAACAUGGAGGGAUCCGACGAGUACAUGAAGUACCGUUCACCGCUGGUGUCCAGAUAUGCUAGCAAGGAAAUGGCCUACAACUUCAGUGACAGGAAGAAAUUCACCACCUGGAGGAAGCUGUGGAUAUACCUGGCCAAGGCUGAGAAGGCUUUGGGUCUGCCCAUCACCGAUGCCCAGAUUGUGGAGAUGGAGAGCCACGAAAAGGACAUCGACUUUGCCAUGGCGGCCGAGGAGGAGCGAAAACUCAGACACGACGUCAUGGCUCACGUUCACACCUUCGCCCACUGCUGCCCCGCCGCCGCUCCCAUCAUCCACCUGGGUGCCACCUCCUGCUACGUGGGCGACAACACUGAUCUGAUUAUGCUGCGUGACGGAUUUGACAUUCUCUUGCCCAAGCUGGCCCGAGUCAUUGACAGACUGUCAAACUUUGCAGAGAAAUACGCUGAUCUCCCCACGCUCGGCUUCACACACUACCAGCCGGCCCAGUUGACCACAGUGGGGAAGCGAGCGUGUCUCUGGCUGCAGGACUUGGCGAUGGACAUGAGGAACCUGCAGAGAGCUCGGGAUGAUCUGCGCUUCAGAGGAGUCAAGGGGACCACCGGCACCCAGGCCAGCUUCCUGCAGCUCUUUCAGGGGGAACAUGACAAGGUGGAAGAUCUUGACAGGAUGGUGACGGAGAUGGCUGGCUUCAAAAAAGCCUACCUGGUGACCGGACAGACGUACAGCCGUAAGGUGGACGUGGACUGUCUGUCCAGCCUGGCCAGUAUGGGAGCCACUGUCCACAAGAUCUGCACAGACAUCCGCCUGCUCGCCAACCUGAAGGAGAUCGAGGAGCCGUUUGAGAAAGAGCAGAUUGGGUCCAGUGCCAUGCCCUACAAGAGGAACCCGAUGCGUGCGGAGCGUUGCUGCAGCCUCGCCCGACACCUGGUGGCGCUGCUGUCCGACCCGCUGCAGACGGCGUCCGUGCAGUGGCUGGAGAGGACGCUGGACGACAGCGCCAACAGGAGGAUCUCCCUGCCCGAGUCCUUCCUGACGGCCGACAUCAUCCUCAGCACUCUGCAGAACAUCACAGAGGGGCUGGUGGUUUACCCCAAAGUCAUCGAGAGACACAUCCGCCACGAGCUGCCCUUCAUGGCGACAGAGAACAUCAUCAUGGCCAUGGUGAAGGCCGGAGGAAACAGACAGGACUGCCACGAGAAGAUCCGGGUUCUGUCCCAGGAGGCAGCAGCUGUGGUCAAACAGGAGGGGGGGGACAACGACCUGCUGGCCAGAGUCCAGAGGGACCCUUACUUUGCCCCCAUCCUCGGGCACCUGGACUCCAUCCUGGACCCCAAGACCUUCAUCGGCCGCGCCCCCCAGCAGGUCACCAGGUUCCUGUCUGAAGAAGUGCGCCCCCUGCUGGAGCCCUUUAUGGCUAAAAUGGACGUCAAAAUUGAGCUUGAGCUCUGAUGCGCGCACACACACACACACACACACACACACACACACACACACACACACACACACACACACACACACACACACACACACACACACACACACACACACACACACACACGCACAAACCAAAAGACAAGUCAUCCUCGUGGUGAAUGCUGAACCUCAAAUAAAAAACUCUUUGAAAGAA
Eleginops maclovinus (Patagonian blennie) is the source of this 1782-nucleotide messenger RNA. It is a transcript of the gene adsl, whose product is annotated as adenylosuccinate lyase. Gene Ontology annotation, biological process: 'de novo' AMP biosynthetic process. Bases 159 to 1604 code for a protein of 481 amino acids. Gene Ontology annotation, molecular function: (S)-2-(5-amino-1-(5-phospho-D-ribosyl)imidazole-4-carboxamido) succinate lyase (fumarate-forming) activity; N6-(1,2-dicarboxyethyl)AMP AMP-lyase (fumarate-forming) activity. Lineage: Eukaryota; Metazoa; Chordata; Actinopteri; Perciformes; Eleginopidae. The transcript is spliced from 12 exons. Gene Ontology annotation, cellular component: cytosol. The record is from RefSeq and is a predicted model, not a curated record.